Messenger RNA from Nematolebias whitei (Rio pearlfish), 4254 nucleotides. Its product is annotated as T-lymphoma invasion and metastasis-inducing protein 2-like. The transcript is spliced from 23 exons. Gene Ontology annotation, biological process: small GTPase-mediated signal transduction; activation of GTPase activity; positive regulation of axonogenesis. Gene Ontology annotation, molecular function: protein binding; guanyl-nucleotide exchange factor activity. Gene Ontology annotation, cellular component: membrane; synapse. Bases 1 to 4254 code for a protein of 1417 amino acids. The record is from RefSeq and is a predicted model, not a curated record. Lineage: Eukaryota; Metazoa; Chordata; Actinopteri; Cyprinodontiformes; Rivulidae.
AUGGGAAAUGCAGACAGUACCAGCACCUUCGUGUCUCCGGUCAAACCCUCGUUCGGGUUCUCCAAGAAGGAAGAUGUUCCUUCAGCCCGCAGCUGGUGGAGCACCAGGAGCUGGGGGCGGAGCUACCAGAGCCAGAACGCCUCCUGGCGUUAUGAGUCCAGACCCACGGCAGCUCAAGGGAGCCCCAAGCUGAGCUCUGGUUCUCCUCUGAGGUUCUACAGAGGGGAGCGGGCUCAGGGCGGCCGCAGGAGUCCGUUUGGAUACCGAGGGAGCGACUGUGAGCAAACGUCUCUAGAGAGUGGCGAUGGCGGCAGCCUGAAGGUGCUGCCCAGGAAAGAUGGCAGCUUGAUGGUGGCGUUCACCAGCGCCAGGGCGGUCCCCGUCGAGCCACAGGGUCCUUUGCUCGGCGCCGCUCCAGAACCGUCUCUUCGCACCAGUAAAGGCAGCUCGCUCAGCUCAGACGGCUCCUGGUACGACUCACCGUGGGGCACCGGCGGCGAGCUGACCGACAACAUGAUCGUCUGUGGGCGGAGUCUCGACAACAGCAGCGGCUACAACACUUUCUCCUCCACUCGGGUGGAGGACAUUUCACCGGAGUUUAGCUCCGCCCACCUUUUUCAAACCACAGCCUACAACAGCUGCUCCUCCGGCCGCACCGAUGACAGCGGCAUCGGAGACUCUGUGAUCCUGCAGCCGGACCUCCAAGACCUGGACCUGGUCCCACCACCUGGUUUCUACAGCCGCCACAUCACGCCGCCCGCCUUUCCGACUUCACCCGAAACAGUAACUACCGAGUCCGACUCGUUUUCCACCGCAUUUGAGACCUGCUUCCAGCAGGAGCUAGCAAACUCCGCCUCCUUUUCCUCGACACUGGAUGAUGUCAUGGUCAGAGGUGCAGAGCCACAAUACUCCGCCUCCACGCUGCCUUGUCGUAAAGCCGAAGUUGGAAGCUCCGCCUCCUGCGGGAACAACAGGAAAGACUUCCUAAAGAGCCGGAUCAGACAGCUGAGCGACUGGACAGGAAGUCUGAGCCGAAAAAAGAGGAAACUUCAGGAGCCGAAUGGCAGCGACGGUUCUGACGUCUUCAUUAAUGGACUGACCGGCUCCGUUCUGUGGUCCUGCAACCCUCUGCACCACCAGAACCAGAACCAGGUCCCUCUGAGUCCCGGCCGCAAAACUCAGAACGUCUAUCAGAACUUCAUGCAGGAGCUGCAGACGGGCUGCAGCAGCGUGGACCACCGGACCGAGCCGUCGGAGGGGGAGGAAGAGGAGGAAGAGAUGGAUGAAGAGGAGGGAGGAAGAGGAGGAGGAGGGGCGGUUCUGUUGGGGGAGGAGCAGGGUGUGGUCCGGCGGGCCGGGUGGCUCUCCUUUAAAGCUCUCCUCACCGUCAGCAAGGACAGGAAGUUGGAGCUGGUUUCUCGCCGCAGGUGGAGGCGGUUCUGGGUCACACUGAAGGGCUGCACGCUGCUGUUCUACGAGGCGUUCGGGCGAAGCGACGGGGGUGGGGAAUUGGAGUUUUCUCCUCAUUAUGCUCUUCUGGCUGAGGACAGCAUCGUCCAGGCCGUCCCCGAACACCCGAGGAGGGAACACGUCUUCUGUCUGAGCAACUCGUACGGAGACGUUUACCUGCUGCAGGCCUCCAGCCAGACGGACCUGGAGAACUGGGUCACAGCGGUCCACUCGGCCGGCGCCGCCCUGAUGGCCCGACGGGAGGGGAACCGGGACACGCUGCCGCUGUUGCGCCGUUGGAGCCGCUCGCUGCUGCACCGGAUCGACACGGACGGGAAGAUGAAGAAGAUGGCUGAGCUGCAGCUGUCAAUCAUCCAGGAGCAGAAGAACCGCCGGGCCGUGCAGAACCAGAUCCAGCAGUGGGAGCAGAACCUGGAGAAACUGAACCUGGACCUCUUCAGACUCAGGUGUUACCUGUCCAGCCUGCAGGGCGGCGAACCGCCGAACCCGAAGAGCCUCCUGGCCGUGGCCAGCCGGACCUCCAAGACCCUGCUGGGACGCCUGGGGGUCUUUACCGUGUCCUCCUUCCACGCUCUGGUCUGCAGUCGGGAGGAGGGUCCGUUGAGGCAGCGCUGCCGGUCCCUGUCAGGAGGUUCUGUGAGACAAGGCCCGAUGUCCUCCCUGAAGGUUCUGAAGAGACGGAACAAACACUCAGAGCUCCAGGCGUGUGAAGAUCCGAAGUCCUCAUCAGUCGGAGCUUUCAGUCUGCAGCUCCGUCGACUCGACGAACACCAGAACUUUGGGUUCGCCGUGACGGGCCACGUGGACGGAGUCGGUAAAAGUCACGUCUUUGUCAGCGAGGUCGACCCGUUUGGACCGUCAGCUGGAGAAGGACUUCGGGCCGGAGACGAGGUUCUGGCGGUGAACGGGUCGGCCAUCUGCGGCCUGGACCUGGACCUCCUGCAGACUCUGUUCACCCACCAGAACUUGCAGCUGCUGCUGAGGAGAGACGAGUCUCCUGAUCCCGAGGAGCCCACCGUCUGGCCCGACCCUGGAGACCCCGCCCUGCUCACCUGGACCACAGAUGCAGCUCCAAGGCCCGCCGGAUCUGACAGAAAGCUGGAUCUGGUUCCUGUGUUCUCCUUUCAGAAUGUGGACCAGGUUUUCCCACUGUAUCAGGCCUUUGCAGAAACCAGAGUUUCUGAUUGUGACACCCCCAAAAACCCGUACUGCGGAGAGGCCAGUCUUCAGCUUACAAGCCCCACCCAUCUAAGCGACUGUCAGCGUCUACGGAAAGUGAUCGAAGAGUUGGUCGACACGGAGAAAUCCUACGUGAAGGAUCUGGUCUGUUUGUUGGACAUCUACCUGACUCCGCUGCAGAGCGAGACUUUCCUCAGUAAAGACGAGAUGGAGGCGUUGUUCGGGAGUUUGCCAGAGAUGUUGGACUUCCAGAGAGUUUUUCUUCAAACGCUAGAGGAGAGAAUCGCUGCCUGCCCAAACUUCAGCCGCCUGGAAACUCCCGAACAGUUUCAAAUGCUUCUUUUUUCAUUGGGCGGGUCCUUCCUGUAUUACGCCGACCACUUCAAGCUCUACAGCGGUUUCUGCGCCAACCACAUCAAAGUCCAGAAGGUUCUGGAGCGAGCAAAAACAGACGGAGCCUUCAAGCACUUCCUGGAAACGAGGAAUCCGACCAAUCAGCACUCGUCCUCCCUGGAGUCGUACCUGAUCAAACCUGUUCAGAGAGUCCUCAAGUACCCGCUGCUGCUGAGAGAGCUGGUGUCACUAACUGACCCGCACAGCCCGGAACACACUCACCUGACAGAGGCGCAGAGAGCGAUGGAGAAGGUGGCGACUCACAUCAACGAGAUGCAGAAGAUCUACGAGGAUUACGGCUGCGUGUUCGAUCAGCUGGCCGCUGAGCAGAGUGGAGCUGACAAGCAGGUAACAGAGAUCUCAAUGGGGGAGUUUCUGGUCCACUCGUCGGUGAUUUGGUUGAACCCUCUGCCGUCUCUGCGGCACCUGAGGAAGGAGCCUCAGCUCACGCUGUUCGUGUUCAAGCGAGCCGUUAUCCUGGUUUAUCGUGAAAACAACAAACUGAAGAAGAGGAUGACGAACUCCCGCUCUGCUGAUCUGGACCCCUUCAGGUUCCGCUGGUUAAUCCCAGUUUCAGCUCUACAGACCAGACCGGCCAACAUCCCAGGCUCUGACGACUCGUGUGUGUGGGAGCUGGUUCACAGUAAGUCAGAGGUCGAAGGUCGACCCGAGACGGUGUUCCAGCUGAGCAGCAGCUGUUUGGAGACAAAGGCCAGCGUGCUCCGAGUUCUGGGCUACCUCCUCAGAGACCGAGGGCCUGGCGACUCCCUGAGGAGAUCCAAACUGUCAAAAACUGAGAGGAGCGGCACGUGGAGGAGGAGGCAGCCUCGUGGUCCCUCCGACCUCCAGAGGACACCUCCUCAUCUGACGGAAGGGAGCUGCAGACCCAACGGCGUCCUGAAUGAAACCUGCUCGGAGCCUCUGCUGCCCAGCCGCUCCACCUCCGGCAGCACCUCCUCUGAGAGGAGAACCAGACUCUGCUCCCUGACGGGCGAGCUGGAGGCUCAGCUGCAGCGGCUGAACUUCACCGAGGACGAGGAGACGAAGAGAAGCUCGAGUCUGAGACGGCGCCCUGCAGGAGAAGUGCUGGACUUCAGCACCUUUCUGGAAAAGGACUUCAGCGUUCAGAGCAUGACGUCCAUCGUCAACGAGGACUGUUUCUACGACUCGGUGCUGAGGAGCCAGACGGCUGCUAACGGGCUAACGGGCUAA